AGUGAUUUACCGCAACGCCGUUGUCGCUGUGGUAUUGGUGAGCUUGGUGAUACGGUAUAUGCGGUCGGUGGUUUCAAUGGUUCGUUGAGGGUGCGUACUGUGGAUGCGUAUGACAUUCACAGAGACAAGUGGUAUCCCUCUGUUCCAAUGGAUGCCAGACGAAGUACUUUGGGCGUGACAGUGGUUGAGAAUAGAAUGAUCGCGAUUGGCGGUUUCGAUGGCACGACUGGACUGAGCUCUGCAGAAGCAUUCGAUCCUCGUGAAGUUGAUGANCAUUGGCAAACACUUCCGUCGAUGUCUGUGCGUCGUUCGUCGGUUGGUGUCAGCACACUGAACGGUCUGGUGUAUGCGGUUGGUGGAUAUGAUGGCUAUAUGAGACAAUGCUUGAACACCGUCGAAAUCUAUGAACCACGAGCCAAUAGGUGGAGAGGUGGUCCUAAUCUCAUCUGGAGACGUUCUGGUGCCGCAGUUACGGUCGUUAACGAGAACUUGAUUGCGAUCGGAGGUCAUGACGGUCCGGUUGUAAGGGACACGGCUGAGAUUUUAAUUAAAGACGUUUGGAUAGAAUUACCCACUAUGAACGUAUGUCGACGUAACGCGUGUGCAGUGGCUCUUGGAUCGACGGUUUUUGCCAUUGGAGGUGAUGACGGAACAACGGAUCUGAAUUCGUUGGAGACACUCGAUAUAUCGUCAGUUGAGCUGUCGUAUAUCUAUGAGAACAUGGAAAUCGAUCGAUCAGUCGAAAAUAUAUCAAGUACAUGGACACAACCCGAGGUCCGCAUGAACCGGCCACGAUCCUAUGCUGGAAUUGCUUUGCUUCCUAAACUUAUCUGA
Anisakis simplex (herring worm) is the source of this 834-nucleotide messenger RNA. The record is from the annotation of a GenBank genome assembly. Lineage: Eukaryota; Metazoa; Nematoda; Chromadorea; Rhabditida; Anisakidae.